AAUGACACACAUGCAUCAAAUGUUCAACACAUCUGGUUCUUAUGAAUCCUUUUCUCUUUAAAAGUUCUUAUUUCAGGAGGAUAGCUACAGCUCACCAUGGUCGCACUUUCUGCACUUGUUUCAACUGUUUUAGUUUGUAUCCUGAUGAUGAAGAUAAAGAUUAUUGAAUCCAGCGGACACCACUGCCCUGUGUCUUUGGAUAUCCAAGAGUUUAAAAAAUACCAUGAGUCUGUCAAAGAGGUCUUGCACAAAAAGGAUGUGAUUACAGAUGUCAGCCUCCUGAAAGCCAAAGUGCUGAAUCAGAUACAUCCAUCUGAGCAAUGCUGCUUCCUUCUCAAACUGGGACGUUUUUACAUGAACAAUAUUUUCCCAAAACUGGAAAUCUCUUCAAUUAAGGAGCAGAAAGGUCUUAAUCAUUUAGCUAACUCUGUCCUGGGUCUAAAGAUAGAGCUCAAGCAUUGUCAUUCUUCUAUGAGGUGUCCCUGUGGUGAUCAGUCACACAAAAUUAUGGAAGACUUUAGGGAAACCUUUUACCAGAUGGAGACAGAAGCAGCUAUUAUUAAAGCUAUUGGAGACUUGAAUAUCCUGAUUCGCUGGUUGGAAAAAAAUUAUCAAGGCUGAAAGCAUAAUGCAGACUGAAAAAACUUAUAACAUUUCUGAACACUGACAUUUGCAAUGAAGAAUUAUUCCUAUUUUUUUUAUUAUUGUUUAUAUUGUUCCUGUUGAUGUGAUUUUACUGUAA
Xenopus laevis (African clawed frog) is the source of this 742-nucleotide messenger RNA. Its product is annotated as interleukin-20. The transcript is spliced from 5 exons. NCBI's taxonomy places the organism in Eukaryota, Metazoa, Chordata, Amphibia, Anura, Pipidae. Bases 97 to 621 code for a protein of 174 amino acids. The record is from RefSeq and is a predicted model, not a curated record.